Messenger RNA from Rhineura floridana, 2779 nucleotides. RefSeq names its product interleukin 4 receptor (gene IL4R). Gene Ontology annotation, cellular component: membrane; external side of plasma membrane. The record is from RefSeq and is a predicted model, not a curated record. Gene Ontology annotation, molecular function: protein binding; cytokine receptor activity. Gene Ontology annotation, biological process: cytokine-mediated signaling pathway; production of molecular mediator involved in inflammatory response. Bases 343 to 2349 code for a protein of 668 amino acids. The transcript has 10 exons. NCBI's taxonomy places the organism in Eukaryota, Metazoa, Chordata, Lepidosauria, Squamata, Rhineuridae.
CCUCCCCAGAUGCCUUAGCCAGAGCCCGUUGUUUGGCUCGAAGGGUACCUGUGAUCCAUCGGGAGAGGACCCGCGCAGGCCGAGCCCCGCCAGGGGUGGCGCUCUCUCCCCCUCAGCGCUGGGAAGGCCUGGUGAGCUGGGGGGCCGGGCCUGUCACGCAAAUGCGCUCCGGGGAGGGACGAGAUGAGGACGAGACGAGCCCAACUCCUAGGAGGGCAAAGGCGGCGGCGGCGCUGGCUGCCUGGGCAAAGGCGAACGUAGCGCGGGCCGGACGGAGCCCUGGGCAAGUGGGCCGCGGGCCGGAGCAGGCCCCGGCUGACCUCCUCCCCGCCCGGCCUCCAGAUGGCCAGCGAUGGGGCUGGCGUGGGGGGCUUUCGGCGGAGCCCUCCCCUCCUCCUCCUCCUCCUCUUCUCUUGCUUCGGCUGCCACGGUGUGUCUUCAAAGGGCGUCCAGCCAAAAUGCCACACAGACUAUGACACUGAGGUGGUUUGCCACUGGGAAGUGGACGCCUCCACCAACUGCACCGACUCAUUCCGGCUGCUGCUGCAUGUUAAGAGGUUUCAUCCAUUGGACCCAGACUUUGCCACGGGGUGUACUCCUGAGAACGAGAGAGGCCCAGACACAAUCCCCAAGUGUACUUGCACUUGCAUCAUUCCACAGAAGAUGUUCGAACGCGUCACGUAUGAUUUCUCCCUGGAAGCCAACAGGACAGAGAUCUGGAACAGAACAGUGGAUCCUGCAGAUCUUGUGAAGCCCAGGGCCCUUGUGAACCUGACUGUUCAGAGGAAGGAGAACCGCAUGUUCCUUCUCACCUGGAGCAGGGACUACAGACCGCGGAAUCCCCUGUACAAUGAGAACCGGGCGGAGUAUGAGGUUGCCUAUUGGCCGAAAGACCAAAGGGAUCAGGAAUGUAGUUUCCAAGAGGUACAAUCUAGCUAUAAAAUCUUUGCUGACCACCUCACGCCAGCGGCCACCUACGUUGCAAGAGUGCGGCAUAGAUUUAAGCUGUAUGGUAAUACCUGGAGUGAGUGGAGUGCCCCGCAGGAAUGGCUGAACAAUUUUGGGUCAAGCCAUGACAAUGUGCUCUGGAAUUCCAUCCUUGGGCUGUGCCUGCUGAUCAUGGUCCUGGUCGUCAUCUGCUACCUCUGCUUUGUGCGGGUGAAGAGAAAAUGGUGGGACCAAAUCCCAAGCCCAGCCAAGAGCAAAGUGGCUGAAAACAUGACUGUGAAACCGGUUUCCUUUGUGAGGAAGGUCUGCUCAGCUGUGGAAGGCAAGCAACAUCUCCAGGACACACACAAACUGGACUCUCAGAGCAAAAUUGAUGUCACUUUCUGCAGCCAACCAACGAGGGGCAAAGUUCCUAAGAACAGCCCUGGAGGUAAACAGGAGGUGUUCCUCACACCGGAGGUCACUGUGGUCGAAUAUCCCGUCCUGAUCUACAGGCAUGAAUCUGAUGCCAAACCUGAGGCUCCGGAAGCAGAAGCGGAUUGGGUCCCUCAUGAAGACGCCGUGGCCAGGCUCUUCAGGGUCCUUCUCAGUGGUGAACUGAGCAUGGGGGGCACCAGCAUCCUAGAGCCUCUUGCACAAGAGGAGCAGUCCCCUACUGAGGGCCAAGCUCCGGAGCGCAUGCCAAGUGCUGUUGGCUUAUGGCAAGACGUGCCUCUGGGCAAGCCCCAAGGAAGUUUGGAGUCCUCUUCCGAAUCUGGCUAUCGCAGCUCCAGCACAGAGGCGGCCACUUCUUCCCGGGCAGCCAGUCCUGACCCUGAGCAGCUUCUUGGCCAUGGCCUUUGCCCUUCUGCAGUGCAACCUUCUGUGCUGCUCUUGCCUCCUCACGAGUCAGACCAUGCCUUUGCCACUGUCAGAAUCGGCCCCCUGGAGGAGGGCAGCUCAGCAGUGCCCUCUGGCUACAAGUGCUUCAACAGCUUUGUGUCUGAGCCCUUGGCCAACUUCAGUCAGCUUUUACCCCCGCAGUGGGAGGGAAACCCAGAAGCCCCCCCCCAGAAUGCCCCUGGGAAAGCAGACACCCUUCCUUGCCCAGUGGCCGCUCUCCUGUCUGGCUACCGAUCCUUCAGCUCUGCUCUUCAGAGCAGCCCCAAAUCACCCCAGGGCAGACGCAGCAGCAGCAGCCUCGACUUGCAAUCCCCAUAUAAGCCCUUGCAGAGUUGUCAGGAGCAGCCCCCCACAAACAGCCCCUGUGGACAGAAUCCUUUUUCACCCCGGCUGGGGGGCCCAGGAGAUCCAGCCUGGCCAAGGGCACCCUGGGAGGCAGACCUUGGCAUGCGAGAGAGCACCGCUGGUGGAGGCUUCAAGAGAGGCGCAGCCAGGGACAGAGGCCUUUUGUGCCCCUGAGACGCCACGUGGACAAGCUGUGGGUGCACAUCUUUGCUGCCGGUUGUGAGUGUGCUUCGGCUCUCCUGCUGACAGGCUACGAGUCCAGCAACCAGACUGCUGCUGCUUGGGGGGGGGGUUCUGCCCAGCCUUCCUUUCUAACACCAUCCCUCCCCCCCCAGCAGCUUACUGCAGUUGCUGCUGCGUUGAUGGCUUCCUCCUCCCCCACGCCCAUGCAAGGGCCUCACCUAGAGCUGCUCCUACAGGUGGGGGACAAGGAGGCCUUGCAGCAGGCCCUCCGCCGUGCCCUGACAGGCAUCAGAUGAAAGUUGGGGGUGGGGGAGGCUGGAGAAAGGGACUUGGGCUGCUUGAGGGGGCGGUGGUGCAGGAAAGGGACGGACUGCCCAUUGAUUGAAAAACAUUCUAGCAUUAAAUAUUUGUAUCCAUAUAA